CUUCCAGUACUCUCUUUCAUCAUUCAGCAAAAAUGGAUCAGAAGAAACCGUAUCUGGUUGUUAUUCUCAUACAGUCUAUCUAUACCGGUAUGUUCUUGAUAUCCAAGGCAGCCUUUGAUGGUGGAAUGAACAACUUCAUAUUUGUCUUCUACAGGCAGGCUGCAGCUACUGCUUUCCUGAUUCCAUUUGCCUUAUUUUUCGAAUGGAAAAAUGCCCCCAGACUUUCAUUUGUGUCUUUCUGGAAGCUAUUCCUACUCUCUUUAUGUGGGGUAACUUUGAGUUUGAAUAUCUAUGGUGUUGCAUUGAUUUAUACCUCUGCAUCUCUUGCUGCUGCAACUACCAACUGCCUCCCUGUUAUCACCUUCCUAUUGGCGGUGUUACUCAGGUGAUUUUUCCAUUUCCAAAUGUAUAAUUUGAUGAAUUGAUGGUUAUUAAUUUUAAUAACUAUACUAGUGUUUA
This is a messenger RNA of Rubroshorea leprosula, 459 nucleotides long. NCBI's taxonomy places the organism in Eukaryota, Viridiplantae, Streptophyta, Magnoliopsida, Malvales, Dipterocarpaceae. The record is from the annotation of a GenBank genome assembly.